AUGAAAUGGCCUGGAUUGGCAGGAUGUAGUGUUGAGUGGUGGAAUUUUUAUGAUGAAACAGAGUAUGCUUUCAAGGCUGUUAAGGCUGCUGGAAUAACCUCAAUCGGUGUCCGAGGAAAGGAUUCCAUUUGUGUUGUUACUCAGAAGAAGGUCCCGGAUAAGCUUUUGGACCAGACAAGUGUUACACACCUGUUUCCUAUCACAAAGUAUCUUGGUUUGUUGGCGACUGGCAUGACAGCUGAUGCUAGGACACUGGUCCAACAAGCAAGAAAUGAAGCAGCUGAGUUUCGCUUUACGUAUGGAUAUGAGAUGCCUGUUGAUGUAUUGGCUAAAUGGAUUGCAGACAAAUCACAAGUCUAUACCCAACAUGCUUAUAUGAGACCACUUGGAGUAGUUGCUAUGGUUUUGGGUAUUGAUGAUGAAUAUGGACCACAGCUUUACAAGUGCGAUCCAGCUGGUCAUUACUUUGGUCACAAGGCCACAAGUGCCGGAUUAAAGGACCAAGAGGCAAUUAAUUUCUUGGAAAAGAAGAUGAAGAAUGACCCUUCAUUUACUUAUGAGGAGACAGUUCAGACUGCCAUUUCUGCUCUGCAAUCAGUUCUCCAAGAGGAUUUUAAGGCCACUGAGAUUGAGGUUGGAGUGGUGCGGAAGGAUAGUCCAGAAUUCAGAGUUCUAACAACUGAAGAAAUUGAUGAGCACUUGACUGCAAUAAGUGAACGUGACUGA
This is a messenger RNA of Sphenostylis stenocarpa, 726 nucleotides long. The record is from the annotation of a GenBank genome assembly. NCBI's taxonomy places the organism in Eukaryota, Viridiplantae, Streptophyta, Magnoliopsida, Fabales, Fabaceae.